AUGGAAUUCGACACCAAGACUCCUCUCUAUUCUACGAGUGAUAAGUCGUCUUUUGCGUAUGUUUCUGCGAGGGAUAGGUGGCCUGUUAUUUUGACUGGUGCAAUCGAUGAUGUACACAGAGCAGUAUCUGAAUCGACAGGUAGCAAACAUGAGGAAGGGAAACGUAUAGUCGAAACUCUUGCGAAGCUAAAAUACGAGCUUCAACAUGAUAGGAAGUUAACUCCUCUUCUUGAUGAUGGUCAACCAGAUAUUGAGGGUUAUAAUAAGGAAUUGGAACAACUGGGUUAUCCAUCAUGGUUUAAUGUUCCAUGGUUAUUUGCAGAAUGUUAUCUCUAUAGACGCAUAGCAACCUCCUUUUCCUUAUCCAAAGAAUGGAAAUCCCAUGAUGUAUUUGCUCGUCAAAAGAUGUCAACAUUUCGUUCCUCCCGUCCCGCUGUUCUCGAACUCGCAAAUCGCUAUCACGAACUUAUAACCCAAAUGUCAAAUGACAAGAGUCAAGAUGAGGAGGCGGAAAAGAUACUCUUCAUGGAAAUGUGCGAAAUUUGCUUAUGGGGAAAUGCAACCGAUCUCUCACUUUUAACAUCCCUUACCUAUGAAGAUAUUCAAAAAUUACAAGGUUCUGAAGCACGAAAGAAUUCGGAAAAGAAUAUCCUCAUCAAUGAUUUGGGUAAAGUUUAUGAUGUUCUUAAGGCGGCUAAGAAUGAAGGAAGAAAUCGUCAAGUCGAUAUCGUACUUGACAAUGCUGGAUUCGAACUCUAUGUGGAUUUAAUCUUGGCCGGAUUUUUACUCAGCGCAGGUCUUGCCACAAAUGUCGUCUUACAUGCUAAAGCCAUUCCAUGGUUUGUGUCCGACGUUGUACCAAAAGACUUUUCGGAUUUAUUAAAUGCAUUAAAUAAUGCUCAAUCCUUUUAUUCUACACCAUCUGAAGAUGAACAGAGAGAUGGAAAAACACCAGAACCACUUUCCAAAAAGGAAGAAGAAGAAUUAGAUUUCUUGUUUAACACUUGGAGCGAAUUUCAUUCAGAAGGUCAAUUAACAUUAAGAGCUAAUAGAUUUUGGACUGAAGGAGGUAGUUAUUGGAGAUUGCCUGGUACGGCACCUAGAUUAUAUGAAGAUCUUAAGGAAAGCGAAUUGGUUAUUUUCAAGGGGGAUUUGAAUUAUCGAAAAUUAACGGCUGAUGCUAUAUGGGAUCCUUCAACACCAUUUACGAAAGCCAUUGGACCAUUAGGACCAGAGUCUGGUGUUAAUGUAUUGGCGUUGAGAACUUGUAAGGCGGAUGUGGUGGUUGGAUUGGAGGAGGGAAUAGAUGAGAAGUUGAGGGGAAUGGAGGGAGGUGGCGGGGAUAGUGGGGAGAGGAGGUGGGCAUGGAGUGGGAAAUGGGCUGUGGUUAGUUUUUCGGGUGGAAAGUAA
Messenger RNA from Sclerotinia sclerotiorum 1980 UF-70, 1410 nucleotides. RefSeq lists its product as hypothetical. NCBI's taxonomy places the organism in Eukaryota, Fungi, Ascomycota, Leotiomycetes, Helotiales, Sclerotiniaceae. Gene Ontology annotation, biological process: DNA damage response. Gene Ontology annotation, molecular function: phosphatase activity. The transcript is spliced from 5 exons. The record is from RefSeq and is a predicted model, not a curated record. Bases 1 to 1410 code for a protein of 469 amino acids. Gene Ontology annotation, cellular component: cytoplasm; nucleus.